UUGCAACAUGACAGAGUGUUAAGACCAGUUUGUGAAGUCUAGUGAACUAAAUAUGUGUACUUCACGUGAAAAGCCUUGAUAAUGCAGCACUUCUGCAGCAUUAGCAUGCAACUUCAACAGACAGCAUCUGGGAAAUCAAAUGGCAUGAUUCUUUCUGUCUACCUUUCAAAAGAUGCUCGCUCUCUCCCAUUUCUUAAAAAAUUGAUGCUGUCUCAGUUGCUUCCAGUGUAUAAAUAGGCAUCGCCUGAGGAGUAGAGACAUCAAACCCAAGUUUCAUCUUUCUUCCACAUCUCCCAACUCUCGAAUACUCCAAUACAAAGAUGGCUUGCCACCUAAGAUCAGUCAGUUUGCCAUCCAAGAGGCAAUCCAAUGAAGCUGAAAUCGAGGAUGAGCUGCAAAGCCUAGAGGCAAGCAUCUCUUCACCCUCCACGACCAUUGAUGGUCUGAGGAGGCUUGGAGAUGUCUACAAUCAGAUCGAGGAGAUGAUCCACUUGCCCAGCAACCAAGUUUUCUCUGCACAGCAAAGGAAAAUGUUGGAUGGGGAAAUGGAGUGCUCCCUCGAGCUGAUCGAUCUCUGCAGUGCCAUGCAAGAGAACUUCACCGAGUUGAAGACCAUCAUCCAAGAUCUGCACGCGGCUCUCAGAAGAGGAGACAGUGCAAGCAUUCAGGUCAAGAUCCAAUCUUUCACCCGCUUGGCCAAGAAGGCGCAGAAGCAAUGCAAGAAGAUGAGCAAGAAGACUACUUCUGACAAGGAGGACUGCAAGCUGAUCAAGCUAUUGAUCAAGGCUAGAGUGCUCACCGUCUCUCUACUCGAGUCGACAUCGUGCCACCUAUCACAGCAACUAGUGGUUCCCAAGAUGUUUCUUGUCUCUAAGGCAUUCCAAAAGAAGAGAUCAGUUGUUUGUGAGGAGGAGCAAUUGCAGGCAUUAGAGUGCAUCAUUGGAGAUCUUGAGAAUGGAGCCGAACUUCUGUUCAGGAGAAUGAUCCAGAGCAGAGUAGCGCUCCUAAACACUCUUAGCUCAUAGAUUCUCCUAAAGUGAAGACACUCUAACACCCUGUGAUUGGCCUCCGCCUUUUAAAGGAUCUGCCAAUCUUUGUACAUCUGUAAAUGUAUAGAACAAAAAGAGCAAUUGAAAACAGCAGUUUUGAUCUA
Oryza sativa Japonica Group (Japanese rice) is the source of this 1153-nucleotide messenger RNA. RefSeq lists its product as uncharacterized. NCBI's taxonomy places the organism in Eukaryota, Viridiplantae, Streptophyta, Magnoliopsida, Poales, Poaceae. The record is from RefSeq and is a predicted model, not a curated record. Gene Ontology annotation, biological process: shoot system development; root development.